AUGAAGGCCACCACCAUCAUCGCCGCCGCCGCGCUGGCUGGCUCCGUCGCCGCCACCCCCGUCGCAUGGACCAAGGUCAGCCCCCGUAGCGAGAUGGCCGCUCGCAUGGCCGAGAACUCGCACCUCGCCUCGCGCGCCAUCACCAACGACGCCGCCAAGUUCGUCUCCAAGCAGUACGACUACGUCGUCGUCGGCGCAGGCACCGCCGGUCUCGCCCUCGCCGCUCGUCUCUCCGAGAACGGCAAGUACAAGGUCGGCGUGCUCGAGGCCGGUGGCAGCGGCUACGGCGUCGGCAUCAUCGACACCCCCGGCCAGUUCGGCGCCGACUUGGGCACCCAGUACGACUGGAACUACACCACCGUCGCCAACCCCGCCAACGGCGUCCCCUCCAGCGGCUGGCCCCGUGGCCGCGUCCUCGGCGGCUCCUCGGCGCUCAACUUCCUCGUCUGGGACCGCUCUUCGCGCUACGAGAUCGACGCCUGGGAGCAGCUCGGCAACCCCGGCUGGAACUGGAACAACCUCUACAAGGCCAUGAAGAAGUCCGAGCGCUUCCACGCCCCUUCGCAAGAGAACGCAGACCUGCUCGGCGUCAAGCCCGUCGCCUCCGACUACGGCUCCUCCGGCCCCAUCCAGGUCGCCUUCCCCAACUACAUCUCCCAGCAGGUCCGUCGCUGGAUCCCCGCGCUCCUCGAGCUCGGCAUCCCCAAGAACGACCAGCCCCUCGCCGGUGAGAACGUCGGCGUCUCCCAGCAGCCCUCGGACAUCAACCCCACCAACUACACCCGCUCCUACUCGGCCCCCGCCUACCUCUUCCCCAACCAGGCGCGCUCCAACCUCGACGUCCUCACCAACGCCCUCGCCUCCAAGGUCAACUUCGACUCCAGCUGCGGCGAGCUCUGGGCCAAGAGCGUCACCUUCACCAACGGCGGCAAGUCGUACACCGUCAACGCCACCAAGGAGGUCAUCAUCUCGGCUGGUACCGUCAACACCCCUCAGCUCCUCGAGCUCUCCGGUAUCGGCUCCAAGGACGUCCUUGGCAAGGCCGGCGUCAAGGUGCUCUACGAGAACGCCAACGUGGGUGAGAACCUCCAGGACCACACCUACUCGGCCACCGUGUACAACCUCAAGUCCGGCUUCAAGACGCUCGACUCGCUCCGCUCCGACUCCACCUUCGCUGCCGAGCAGCUGGCUGCGUACAAGGCCAACCAGACCUCCAUCUUCACCGAGACCGUGCCCUCGAUCUCGUACGUCUCGCUCGCGCGCGUCGUGGGUGCCGACCGUGCCAAGGCGAUGAUCAACGAGGUGACGCAGUACGUGCAGUCGUCGCGCGCCCCUUACAAGGCGACGCUCAACAAGCAGCUCGACUUCCUCAACAACUACCCGGACAAGGUCGGUCAGAUGGAGCUCAUCGGCAUCGACGGCUACUUUGCCGGCACCGGUGCGCCCAAGCCCACCGAGACCUACUUCACCAUCCUCGCGGCCAACCAGCACCUCUUCUCGCGCGGUAACGUGCACAUCCAGUCGUCCGACCCGACCAAGUACCCGCUCAUCGACCCCAAGUACUUCUCGGUGCCCUUCGACACCGAGCUCUCCACCGCCGGUACCGCCUACACGCGCAAGGUGGGUCUGAGCAAGGCCUACAGCGACAUGGUUGUCGGCGAGUACUGGCCCGGCAACGUCGACCUGCAGAACUACACCAAGACCACCUCGGUCACCGAGUACCACCCCAUCGGCACUGCAUCCAUGCUGCCCCGCAACCAGGGCGGUGUGGUUGACCCCAGCCUGCGCGUGUACGGCACCACCAACCUGCGUGUCGUCGAUGCCUCCAUCAUGCCCCUCCACGUCGCCGCGCACAUCCAGGCCACCAUCUACGGUGUCGCCGAGUACGCCGCCUCGAUCAUCAAGAGCCAGGCUUAA
Molecule: messenger RNA, 1917 nt
Organism: Moesziomyces antarcticus
Lineage: Eukaryota; Fungi; Basidiomycota; Ustilaginomycetes; Ustilaginales; Ustilaginaceae
Product: GMC oxidoreductase
Exons: 1
Coding region: 1-1917 (638 amino acids)
Molecular function (GO): oxidoreductase activity, acting on CH-OH group of donors; flavin adenine dinucleotide binding
Source: RefSeq, a predicted model, not a curated record